CUCGUCGGCGCCGGCCCCCGCGUCCGCGCCCCAGAGCCGGGCGUCGGGGCGCCGCGAGCCUGAAGAAGUUGUCAAGGAGGCCCGGGGAACCCAGGAGUUUCCAAGCUGUGCUGCCACCUGAGCUCUGGAUCCACCUGGCUGUGGUGGCCUGUGGCAAUCGGCUGGAGGAGACACUGGUCAUGCUCAAAUCGGCCGUGCUCUUUAGCCACAGGAAGAUGCAGUUUCACAUCUUCACAGAAGACUCUCUGAAGCCUGAGUUUGACAAGCAGCUACGACAGUGGCCUGACUCUUACACAAAGAAGUUUGAGCAUAGAAUCUACCCUAUCACAUUUUCAGUUGGAAACCCUCAGGAAUGGAAGAAAUUAUUCAAACCCUGUGCUGCCCAGAGACUUUUUCUUCCGGUGAUUUUAAAGGAUGUGGACUCCCUUCUCUACGUGGACACCGACGUUCUCUUUCUGAGACCUGUCGAUGACAUCUGGAAGCUUCUGAGGCAGUUUAAUUCCACGCAACUUGCAGCCAUGGCUCCCGAGCAUGAAAUCCCCAAGAUAGGCUGGUACAGCCGCUUCGCUCGGCACCCUUUCUAUGGCUCCGCAGGAGUGAAUUCAGGAGUCAUGCUAAUGAACUUAACUCGGAUAAGAAGCACCCAGUUCAAGAACAGCAUGAUUCCAACAGGCUUGGCUUGGGAGGACAUGCUGUACCCUCUGUACCAGAAGUACAAGAAUGCCAUCACGUGGGGAGACCAGGACUUACUAAAUAUUAUUUUUUAUUUCAACCCAGAGUGUCUCUACGUGUUCCCCUGCCAGUGGAACUACCGUCCUGAUCACUGCAUGUACGGAAGCAACUGCAAAGAGGCGGAGCGGGAAGGUGUGUCUGUCCUACACGGGAACCGUGGCGUCUACCAUGACGAGAAGCAGCCGACGUUCAAAGCUCUCUAUGAAGCCAUCCGGGAUUUUCCCUUUGAAGACAAUCUCUUUCAAUCCAUGUAUUACCCUCUUCAGCUGAAGUUUUUAGAAACUGUGCACACUCUAUGUGGACGAAUCCCACAAGUUUUUCUGAAGCAAAUUGAGAAAACAAUGAAAAGGGCUUAUGAGAAACAUGUCAUCAUCCGUGUUGGCCCCAACCAGAUGCACUGAGGGUAUCACAUUGUUGCCAAUCAAUUAGGCAUCUCAUGAACUAGGAGACAUCCGUCUGCAAGCCGCCUGAGUCUCUUUUAUGUGAAUAUUUAGUGGUGCUCUAAGACAAUUGAGUUUAAAAAGCCUUGUUAAAUGUUGCUAAGUUAAUUGCCCCUCAAAGGAAAUAUGCUUUAAUUUUUCCUAAAAUGCUAUUUGUCUCUCUGUUGCUGCUUUUUUUUUUUUUCAAGUGGUGUUAUUGCUCAUUGAACAUUGUUGCAGCAGUGAGCUGGCUGUGGAAAGUGCUGUGAGCCUUCCAAUUCCUAAGUGUCUGAGACAAUGUCAGUGGCAUCCAAAGUGACAGCUUUUAUCCACUUUUUCUGAGACUCUUUCAAUGCAGUUGUUUCCCCCAUCCCUUGUUAUCAAAGUAAUAUGUGCUUCUGGUAAAUCAAACAAAUUUUUAAAAUGUGUAGAGAAUAUAUAGGUAAGUGGACCAAAGUCAGGAUGAGACUAGCCAUAAUCCUAUCAACCAGGGGAAAAGAUUUUGAUUUUAGAGUAGUUCUUUCUAGUCUUUUCCCCUACUUCUGUAUUUAUUUGCUGGUUGUCUUUUCCAUCGUAACACAUAUCUAAAACCGGUAGUCUAAAUAAAAGUUGGCCCUUAUGCUGAGAUUUUUAUGUAGGAGACUAAAAAUUUAGGCAAAAUGAUUGUUUAUGGUGCUCUGCUUAAAAAUCCACCUGGGAGAAGCAUUCAGAUUUUAGCUAAUUGGGCAGGUGGUAAAGGAUGAAGCAUAACCGGGGGUUUUUUGAAGAAAAAUUAUUUAGAUUUUCCAAAUCAUAAGAAAUGUCUACGCAGCCACAGCUUCCGGAAGGAAAUUCAGUAAUUGAGUUAAACCUAAGAGGUUUAUUUAGCAAAGAGAUGUGAUUUUGUGUUUACCCACAGACAAAAGCAGUUUAUCUCUUACGUUAGUAGAUGUGGCCUUCUCUCUUUAAACUUGUGGGCAGUAGGUGGAAAUUAAAGGCCAACUUGGAAGAUAAUGGGUACAAAUAAAUAGUUCAGCUGAUUCCAUUGGCAAAAAAAUUCAACUUCCUACCAGCCUUAGAAAGGUCUCGCAAGUGUUCAUUUUUCUUUUCUAGGGUUAUCCGACUAUUAGCCAAGGAACCGGGCAGGUCUUCUCACCUGCCUAUAGUAGAGGAAGUUCUAUAUUCUUUCCCCAAAGGGAUCUAACUUAAUCCCUAGUUACUCAAGUAGCUGGUAUUAGCAUGAGGGAGUUUUGCAUGAUGCUUUAUUUAUCUCAAAAUAACUUGUGCAUAAAUGAUCUCUUUGAUGUCUGCAACAGCCUAAUGAACUUAGUGGGAGCCUGUGUCAUCUCCACUGGGCAAAUCACGCAAUUGUAACACAAAGAAACAAACACAUUCAAUAUAAUUCCUGUUCUCUGAGACAUACAGAUGUGUAUAAAAUGCAACGGAUUUUACAGAGAAAUUUUUGGAAACAAAUAUAUUAAAUACUUUUCAACAUAUAUAGACAGCCAUCUGAAAAUAUAAAAUGAAAAAUUUUUAAUUUGGUAAUGCAAACAUAGUAUCCUACAUACUGGAAUCCAGUAGGAUAUUAGAGGUUCAGAAGAAAAACUCUUACCCUGAAAAAAAAACACAUGAAAAUCUCAGCAUUACCAAAAAAUAUAUGUAUGUCAAUCAACCUUAGUGUGCAGCAUCGUUAUGGCAAUAACAAAUUUAAAUCUAAAAUGGUUGAGUAAUAACCCAUACUUUCCCUUUGAUAAGUCGGGUGGCCUGUGGUUUGUUAUUUUUGUUUUAAGGGAAAUUACCAUGAUGAUGUGAAACUCUUAUCUUUGCUGGUAUAGUUUAUGUUUCCUCAUUUCACCACCCAAGGUGACCUUGUCUGAUAUUUUAUAUCUAAAUAUAAAGUGAGGACAUUUCUGGACUGUCUCUUGGAUGGGGAAAAUGCGUCCUGUAUACCCACAAAUAGGGUUUUGGUGAAAGAGCCAAGCUGUGAAGACGACUCCCUGACUUCCAUUCCAGUUUUCUUUCUGCUUGUUCAGCACAGCCAAUAAAUGCCACAAAUGUCACUCAGGUUUGUUAGUGGCUCACAGAUCUAAAGAAGUUCCUUUCAUCCUUUGACAAGUCCCAC
Messenger RNA from Vicugna pacos (alpaca), 3252 nucleotides. RefSeq names its product glucoside xylosyltransferase 2 (gene GXYLT2). NCBI's taxonomy places the organism in Eukaryota, Metazoa, Chordata, Mammalia, Artiodactyla, Camelidae. Gene Ontology annotation, biological process: protein O-linked glycosylation via N-acetylgalactosamine. Gene Ontology annotation, molecular function: UDP-xylosyltransferase activity. The record is from RefSeq and is a predicted model, not a curated record.